AUGGCAGCUUCUUUGGGUGAGUCAUAUGAACGUUUCUCUGUUCGUCUGCCACAUUCCGAUAGUAAGAAAUCGCAAUACCUCGAUGAGUACAUGGAAGUUGGGGAAAAAGACCCCAAAACAGGAGAACUUACGCGGUUUAUCUUUUCAAAAGAAGGAGAGUUUGGUCUAGAAAUCACGCUGAAUGCGGGCUUCAACCAUGGAUAUUAUGAUGGUGUUAUGGUAAAGCUGUCAGAUGUCAAUUCCGGGGAUCUAAUUUGGCAGAAGAAAUACCCAAAGUCCAAUGCGAAGGAGCCAAGUCAGCAAGAUCAGAAAAUUAUGAUUGAUUCUAUUGACCACGCAAUAAUUGACGGAAAAUUGAGGUCUAAAGUUCUCAUGAAAUUAGCACCACCAGUACCAGAAGAUGAUUUUAUCAAGUCUGAAGCUAACGAAACUCAUCGCUACCCUCGUAUGCUAGAAGGAGUCUGUAUCGGUAUAUGCAAGUAUAAGGGAGCUGGCGAUAUUCCAUUGACCAAGGAAGAAUUCGACCUGAAGCUCAAAGAACAUACGUUACAGUUAGAAAGCUAUGCUAGAACUGAUGGUAACGGUUCUUUGGAUACUCUGAAAAGAACUCUUGUUCAUCGUGAAGUUUACCAGAAACAUAAAAUUACACACAAGUUGAGAUUAGUAGAUGGAGUUGCAGUCCCAAACGAAGACAUUGAGGUAUACUUGACCCCUCCAACAAACACUAAAAAGCUUUUCAGGUACAGUGAUACACAGAAUUUCUAUUACUUGUGGCGGGGUGAGAAGUUCUUUGAUACCACGGCUAUAGCCCAGACCCCUAUUGCUCUAAUUCGACAACCCUGGGAUUUUUUAACUCCCAGAGAACGAGAGAAAGCAUAUGGAGAGCUUUCGAAACAUGAUUUCCAGCAAAUUUGGUCUCAUCAGUUUAAAGCACUUGGUCCGAAACCUAACAAAGUAGCUACCGAUGCACUAAAGAAUCAACUUCGUGAAAACCUACCAGAUUAUUGGCGCUCGUGGCAUAAAUUGUACUCGUAUGAAACUUCAAGAGCAUUUAAAAUGUUGCAGGAGAGGCGUCGAUUUCUUGACAGAGGCGAGGUACCAGAAGAUUCAGAACUUAUUGGGAAGUCUGAAGAAGCCCCAUUAAAUUAG
This is a messenger RNA of Botrytis deweyae, 1149 nucleotides long. RefSeq lists its product as uncharacterized. The record is from RefSeq and is a predicted model, not a curated record. The transcript is spliced from 6 exons. Lineage: Eukaryota; Fungi; Ascomycota; Leotiomycetes; Helotiales; Sclerotiniaceae. The coding region runs from base 1 to 1149 and encodes 382 amino acids.